GUCAAACUACUUGAAUUGACGUAAACACGACAGCAGAAGGAGACGUCAUAGGAAAAAUGGCGGAAGCGGUGACGGCGUCUGGAGCAGCGGCUUCUGAAGUAAACAUCGGUUCAAAGUCUGCAGACUCCGCCAUGGUUUAUCUACAGGACGAGAAACCAGAGGCGGACAUGGCCGAGCUGAACCUGGGAGAACUGGACCUCACCACGGACGAGUACAUCCUGGACGAAGUGGACGUCCACAUCCAGGCCAACUUAGAAGACGAGCUGGUGAAGGAGGCGCUGAAGACGGGCGUGGACCUGCGGCAGUACUCCAAACAGGUGGAGGUGGAGCUGCAGAAGAUCGAGCAGGCCUCCAUCAGAGACUACAUCAAGGAGAGUCAGAACAUCGCUCUGCUGCACCACCAGAUCACAGCCUGUGACUCCAUCCUGGAGCGUAUGGAGGGCAUGCUGAGCGGCUUCCAGAGCGACCUGUCGUCCAUCAGCAGUGAGAUCCAGACGCUGCAGCAGCAGUCGGUCAGCAUGAACGUCCGUCUGAAGAACCGACAGGCCGUCCGCAGCCACCUGAGUCAGCUGGUGGACGAGCUGAUGGUCCCCGAGGCCAUGAUCUCCGUCGUCCUGGAGAGUCCGGUGACGGAGCAGGAGUUCGUGGAGCAGCUUCACGAGCUCAACAACAAGAUCAACUUCGCCAAGGAGCUGAGCUUCAGAGAGACGCUGGCGUGCUCCGACAUCCAGGACAUCGUGGACCGCCUCAAGAUCAAGGCCGUGUCCAAGAUCAGAGAGUUCAUCCUCCAGAAGAUCUACUCCUUCAGGAAGCCCAUGACCAACUACCAGAUCCCUCAGAACACUCUGCUGAAGUACAGGUUCUUCUACCAGUUCCUGUUGGCCAACGAGCGGACGGUGGCCAAGGAGAUCAGGGACGAGUACGUGGACACCAUGAGCAAGAUCUACUUCAGUUACUUCAAGUCCUACAGCAGCCGCCUGCUGAAGGUCCAGUACGAGGAGGUGGCAGAUAAAGACGACCUGAUGGGAGUGGAGGACACGGCCAAGAAAGGUUUCUUCUCCAAACCUUCUCUGAAGAGCAGGAACACCAUCUUCACUCUGGGCCAACGAGGGGCCGUCCUCAGUCCUGCUGAGCUGGAGGGGCCAAUCCUGGUCCCCCACACGGCCCAGAGGGGGGACAGCAGGUACCCCUAUGAGACGCUGUUCCGCAGUCAGCACUACGCCCUGCUGGACAACGGCUGCAGAGAGUUCCUCUUCCUGUCGGACUUUUUCAUGGCAGCUGGAAACUCCGCCCUCGACCUCUUCAACAGCAUCAUGGGAAAAACCCUGACCAUGUUCCUGAAGAGCAUGUCCACCUACAUCUCCGACUGCUACGACAGCAUCGCCGUCUUCCUCUGUGUCCACAUCAUCCUGAGGUUCAGAGCCAUCACAGCCAAGAGGAACAUCCCAGCCCUGGACAAGUACUGGGACGCUGUGCUGGAGCUGCUGUGGCCCAGGUUUGAUCUGAUCCUGGAGAUGAACAUCCACAGCAUCAGGAACACAGACCCCCAGAGACUGGGACUGCUGGACACCAGACCACACUACAUCACUCGUCGUUAUGCUGAAUUUUCCUCCGCCAUCGUCAGCAUCAACCAGACGUUUCCCAACGAGAGGACGAAUUCUCUGCUGGGUCAGCUGCAGGUGGAGGUGGAGAACUUUGUCCUGAAGAUGGCAGCAGAGUUUCCCUCCAGGAGAGAGCAGCUCAUCUUCCUCAUCAACAACUACGACAUGAUGCUGGGCGUCCUGAUGGAGAGGGCGGCGGAUGACAGUAAAGAGGUGGAAGGUUUUCAGCAGCUGCUUCUGGCAAGAACCCAGGAGUUCAUCGAAGAGAUUUUGUCUCCACCCUUUGGAGGAAUGAUCGCUUUUGUGAAGGAGGCCGAGGCUCUGAUGGAGAAAGGGCAUCUGGACCGACUGAAGAACGACGAAGCCAGGAUCACUCAGCUGAUUCGGGGAUUUUCGGCCACGUGGAAACAGUCGGUGGAGUCGAUGAGUCAGGAGGUCAUGAGGUCGUUCACCAACUUCAAAAACGGGACCAGCAUCAUUCAGGGGGCGCUGACUCAACUGAUCCAGUACUAUCACGGCUUCCACAAAGUCCUGAACCAGCCGACGUUCCGCAGCCUGGCGGUCCGCUCUGAGCUCAUCAACCUGCACCACCUAAUGGUGGAGGUGAAGAAGCACAAACCCAACUUCUAACUGGAGGAAGUGUUUCUUCACAGAGACGACGGACGUCCAUCUGUCCCAGCAGAGAUGGACAGAUGGACAGAUGGAAACCCAUCUCUGAUGUUCUGAUGUUCUUGUUCUGGAGAACCCGUUCUGGUCUCAGAAUGUUUGGCGUUUCAUUAAAUUAUUAAAUGUAUUUAAGUUCAACUCUACCGUAGGGGGCAGCAGUGAGUCUCCUCCUACAUUGUUUCUUUACCAGGAAGAGGCGGUUCUCUGGAACUAAUGAAGCUCAGGAAAAAGGUGUAGUUACUGGUUACUGUGGGUUAACCAGUCAUUACUGGUUACUGUGGAUGAGCUGAUUAUUACUAGUUACUGCAGGUUAACCAGAUAUUACUAGUCACUGUGGCAGCAGUGAGUCUCCUCCUACAUUGUUUUUUCUUUACCGACCAAUCAGAUCGUCCAAACAAAGUGAGUCGACGAGAACGUUGUCAGUGGUCGUACUUCAAUUUUAUUGUUCAGAGAAAAAUCCAAAACAAGUAAAAAAUAAAUUACUUCCUUUUA
Messenger RNA from Cynoglossus semilaevis (tongue sole), 2759 nucleotides. RefSeq names its product VPS52 subunit of GARP complex (gene vps52). The coding region runs from base 57 to 2231 and encodes 724 amino acids. The record is from RefSeq and is a predicted model, not a curated record. The transcript has 20 exons. Gene Ontology annotation, molecular function: syntaxin binding. Gene Ontology annotation, cellular component: GARP complex. Gene Ontology annotation, biological process: endocytic recycling; lysosomal transport; Golgi to vacuole transport. NCBI's taxonomy places the organism in Eukaryota, Metazoa, Chordata, Actinopteri, Pleuronectiformes, Cynoglossidae.